CAAGAGAAGACGGGGAAAGGUUCAGCUCAGCCGCUUUGCUGACCCGACCCUCUGUUUUUGUUUGGGUUCGACGGUGCCUCUGUUCUGUUCUGUGGCUGAAAGGAGAUUUUUGCAAGCAAGAUGGGUAUCGGCUAGAAAGCAAGCAAGCAAGCAAGCAAGCAGACGUCUCCUCCUUGAACCAGACACACCACACCACCAGGCACAGGCAGGCAGCAGGAACGAAAGAGAGGCAGGAGAAGAGAAGGCUCUCCUCUCCUCCUUGUAGCAGGCAUCAUCGGUUCUGUUGUAUCAGCAAGCAAUUCAGGUUGGCAGCAGGGCGCAAAAAUUUUGGGGAUUUUUCCUUGUGCAAUCAGAACCAAGAUUGCAGACGGGCAUGCGCCGGGUUCGAGUCUCGUCCCACCACUCUCCAGUCCAGAAGCUGGGCGAUUCGCACAUGAAGCUGACGCCCAAGUUCCGGCUCACCGCCGGCACCACCUCAUCACCGUCCUCCCAGCCGGAGCAAUCUCAACCUCCAUGGGAGACGCCCCUCAUCCCGGGCCUCCCGGACGACGCGGCGCUCAACUGCCUGCUCCGGCUGCCAGUGGAGGCCCACGGCGCCUGCAGGCUGGUGUGCCGCCGCUGGCGCCACCUCCUGGCCGACAAGGCGCGCUUCUUCACGCACCGCAGGGCCAUGGGCCUCCGCUCGCCCUGGCUCUUCACGCUCGCCUUCCACCGCUGCACGGGCAAGAUACAGUGGAAGGUGCUGGACCUCGACCGCCUGGCCUGGCACGCCAUCCCCGGCAUGCCCUGCCGGGACCGGGCCUGCCCCCGCGGCUUCGGCUGCAUCGCCGUCCCCGGCGACGGCGCCCUGCUCGUCUGCGGCGGGCUGGUCUCCGACAUGGACUGUCCGCUGCACCUCGUGCUCAGGUACGACGUUUACAAGAACCGCUGGACCGUCAUGGCCCGGAUGCUCUCGGCGCGCUCCUUCUUCGCCGGCGGCGUCAUCGACGGCCGCGUGUACGUCGCCGGGGGAUACAGCACGGACCAGUUCGAGCUGGACUCGGCGGAGGUUCUUGAUCCGGUGAACGGCGUCUGGCAGCCGGUCGCCAGCAUGGGCGCCAACAUGGCCUCCUCGGACUCCGCCGUCAUCGGCGGCAGGCUCUACGUCACCGAAGGCUGCGCGUGGCCCUUCUUCUCCUCGCCGAGAGGGCAGGUGUACGAUCCCAAGGCCGACCGCUGGGAGGCGAUGCCGGCCGGGAUGCGCGAGGGGUGGACGGGGCAGAGCGUGGUCAUCGACGGACGCCUGUUCGUCAUCUCAGAGUACGAGAGGAUGAAGGUGAAGGUCUACGAUCCGGAGACGGAUUCCUGGGAUCCUGUCGACGGGCCUCCCAUGCCUGAGCGGAUCAUGAAGCCUCUGUCCGUGAGCUGCCUGGAGAGCAAGAUCGUCGUCGUGGGCCGUGGCCUCCAUGUGGUGAUCGGCCAUGUCAAGAAGCAAUCGGCUGGCAACGGCGGCGGCGGUUCUUGUGACUACUUGGUUCGUUGGCAGGAUGUGGAGGUUCCCAGGGCGUUCAGCGAUCUCACGCCUUCGAGCACUCAGAUUUUACAUGCUUAAAACUCUGCCUCCAGAAUGAAAGCUCUCGUAGUCUGCAAAAAAGCCUUGUUUCAUAUUCGUGUAUGUUGUUACUAUUAGUGGACUCUUUCCUGCUGUCAUCUUGUAUAUAUAAUCUGCAAAUGAUGAUGUAUCAGUGAAGAAACAGUUCGAAACUGUACUGUACUGUUGUUGUAAGUAGUAUAGAUGUUUCUGGGUACUGAACUAAACUUAACUGUUGCAUUUCA
Messenger RNA from Aegilops tauschii subsp. strangulata, 1815 nucleotides. Its product is annotated as F-box/kelch-repeat protein At1g30090. Gene Ontology annotation, molecular function: protein binding. The record is from RefSeq and is a predicted model, not a curated record. Lineage: Eukaryota; Viridiplantae; Streptophyta; Magnoliopsida; Poales; Poaceae.